UAUGUUUUGUAUUGAUACAGUUUUUCAGGAGCUUGUUUAGAUGGUACUUUGAAAACAUGGAGUUGUCAAAGGAAGGUAUAAAAUUUACAGACGAGACCCUGGAUGUUGGUCUGUGUUCUCCUUUAGAUGGGCAAGAAGAGGGCGAGCCUGAUGUGUACCUUGUGGAGCCCAGUGAAAAGUGUGGGGUGCAAGCAGUUGACAUAAAUGUCUUUCUCGGGGAGAGCAAGAGCAGUCACAGAGAACAAGAUUCUCAGUGGUUCCUGCUUAGUCCAGAGAAGCUGGAGGAAGUCAUGAAGGAAGCCAAUAUACUGGCUUCUCAACUGGAGAGAUGUCAGCUGAGAGAGAAUGGGAAUGGCAGCUGCUUUGAGAUAGGGCUUGAGACGCUCCCCGAAUUUGAGCCUUUGUCACCAAUCAAGCUUUUGCACGAGGAGAGGCCAAGCUUCAGGAAAACAAGACGGAAAACAUUUGAUGUGAAAAAUAGCCCUCUGAAGGCACUGCUGCCAAUGGUAGGCCCUGAAACCUGUUUGGCUCAUGAUUCCCUCAAAGGUCCUCCCAAGCAGGGAGGCCAGGCUUCCUGCAGCAUGGGUUUGCCUAGUACCAAGAAACUCCAAAAUAAAUCUAAGACCUACAGUGCUGAGGAUCAGCUGUCAAAAAAGUCUGGAGCCAGACAGUCAUUCAAGGCCUCAACAGUGAUGAAAUCUGGCACUAAGAAGGUUCAAGCAACCAAUAGGAGCAGCAGGAAAGACAAACUGCCUCCACUCUCCUUCUGUGAUGGCGCACAACAUCAGCAGUCUCAAAUGCAUUUGAAGCCCCUUCCUCGAACCAACCGGAAAACAGAAGGAACUGGUGGCAAAGAUGGUCCUUUUGAAGAGCCACAGGCAUUCUCUGUUGCAUGUGUGAAAGGAAAACCAGAUCCCAGGCUUUUUCCACCGGAGACUAAAUCUCUGAAGAAAUCCCUUGUUGCUCCAGAAAAGGCAGUGCCUCUCCAGAAAGCAAAUGCUAAUCAUUCUAAAACCAUGAGAGGUGAUAGCCCCCAGUUGCAACCUAACUCCAAGCCUCAUAGAGGCUCCUGUCGGAUUCAAAGCAGUCGUUCUGUCACAUCUCCACUUGCAAGUCGACUCCCCAUCCUAAAAGCAACCAGCCGCCCAACACAUUUAGGCAGGCAUGCUGAGGCAGUUUCAGGGAGGCCCAGCCAGCUCCAGCAGUUGAAUUUGGGAGUGCCUGGUGGGACAGGAUCUGUAAUGCCAAUACCUGCUAGGAAGAAAGCUUCUGCAUUUCAGCAGACAGCCCCAUCUGGCCUUUCCCAAAACAGCAGGUUGCGGCUACGAAAGAAAACAACAUCUGAGAAUUCAAGCUAACAAUUCAUCACUACGCUCCUUGGGGAAGACACCACAAACUUUUGAUAAUCAGAAACUUCUUUCUUCUGAAGUUAAACCAGGGCCAUCCUUGCUUCUGUCAGAGGAAACUCAUGUUACCACUUCACAGAGGAUAACAACAGGGUUUCUGCUGUGGCCCUCCACCAUCGUUCCUAUGCCCUGGGUCGUGCUUACAGGAAACAGAUCUGGGACCCAUUUGCUCUUCUUUGCCACUAUAUUACUGAGUGCCUCAUGGUUUAUAGAUCAGACUGACAUGGCUGGAAGCGCUCUUGAAUUGUAGCCUCAGUAGCUGAGUCCAGCACAGACUCACUGAGACUUUGCUGACUAUUUCCUGUUACUUUACAGCAGGCUAGGGGAUCUUUGCCUCUCUGGCUCUUUUGGCCAUUAUCUCUUCUCAGCAUAGCCAUUGCUAUGGGAUUGUAGUACGAAUAUCAGGAUGGUCAAAGUUUCUGUAUUCGUUUACCAGCAUAAGACAAUCAUGGUCAACCUGAUGCUUUCUCAAUGUAUGUUAGACUAAAGCUCUCUCUCAGGCAUCCCCAGGCAGCAUUGUCCAAUGCUUUUGGAGGCUGUGAGUGGGGGAAGGCUGGCUUAAAAACUUUGUUAAAGCAAAGCAGUGUUGAUGUGGAUCAAUGCUAUAUCUAGUCUUCAAAAAGGCACACAACUGCUGUAUACAGAGCUGUAUAGAAGUAUUACAUUUGUAUUAUGAUGUUACUGGAAAACAUGUAUAUUAAUUAGGAAUGCCAUUGUGUAAAAGAACACUACCUACAAGCAAUAAAUUUCACUAAUUAUGUGGUAGACUGUUGGGAGUGAGGUUUAUUCUUUCUUUUGGCUAGGUUUGGUGUGUGUUACCAGUAAGGCAGCCCUUGUUUUUAAUUUUUAUGUAAAAAGGCGGACAGCUUUUUUCAAACUAUUAUGGGAAGCUAUUUCAAACCCUUCAUGAUGACAUACUUGUACCCUGCUUCCUUUUUCCAAGUGUCUAUAAAACACUGUCCUAAAUCUUUAAACCUAGUAGAUUAUGUUUUCUAAAGAUUAUGGUCUGUUAACUGCAUUUUGGUUCAAAAAGAAACAUGUAUCAUGCCAGUUGAAGAUAGAUGCCAAAAUAUGAAAAUAAAGAAGGCUACUAUGUAUGUGUCUCUUCCACUACCACCCAUCCAGUCAGCCUCUUGUAUUGUUAAGUUACAUGAGGGAGAAAUUUAAGCAGAAGCAGCUUCAUUUGUUCUAUUUUGCAGCUGCUGAAAACACAGAAGAUUUACCACCUCCCAAACAGAUCACACAAUUCCAAAUACUACUUCCACUUCCCCAAAUCAUUCAUACUUUUAAUUAUUCUUUCCAUCUUUCUCGAUUGUGUUCUUUCUUAAAAUAUUGGGGGAGGAGGAGGUGGAAAAA
Messenger RNA from Sceloporus undulatus (fence lizard), 2762 nucleotides. RefSeq names its product proline and serine rich coiled-coil 1 (gene PSRC1). The coding region runs from base 57 to 1358 and encodes 433 amino acids. Gene Ontology annotation, cellular component: spindle pole; microtubule cytoskeleton; spindle microtubule. Lineage: Eukaryota; Metazoa; Chordata; Lepidosauria; Squamata; Phrynosomatidae. Gene Ontology annotation, molecular function: microtubule binding. The transcript is spliced from 9 exons. Gene Ontology annotation, biological process: mitotic metaphase chromosome alignment. The record is from RefSeq and is a predicted model, not a curated record.